AUGAUAUUCAACAGCAGUGCGACGGAUCUGUUGGUUCAUUAUGGUCAUCAUUUCGGGCAAACGGUCCACGCCCUUUGCAACUUCCAAGCCCUUCUAACAAACGGAAUUCUACGGAUGGGAGAAUUAGCUGAUGCUCCAGAGGAAAACUUUACAGCUGAGGAACGACAUGAGCAUCGUGUUUUCCAAGAACUUCUCAAAUCUGUGGCAGGCCUGGAAGAGCGUUUGAUGCAGGGCAGAGAUGAUGAGGUUGAUGCUGUAGCGGAGCUGGCAAGCACAUCUGGAGCAAGAGGUGAUGAUACAAAAAGUCUCAAAGGCAGUGUCCUCAAUUGGAUUACCCCAAAGGGACAAAAUAUCAUUCCUCCUCUCGCUCGCAACAUGAAAGUCGACCGCGGUUUUCACCAUGAACGGACAGGUGCAUUACUUUGUCCUGCUGGCCUCGACUGGUCUAACUCCGAGACAAAAGCUAAACUAAAGAGUGGUGAGAUCAUUGUGACUGGAGACCAGUGGCCGCUGUUCUUGUACGCAGACUACCAUUAUGAUCCCGAGGAUCCAUGGAAUGGUCUGUUUCGAAGCGCCUUACUUGUUUGUGCAUAUAGACACACCUUCACAUCCCCCAGUUCUGUGGACAGAGAACUGAAGGCAACUCGUUCAGGUAAUGCUCAGAUUCAUGGAAUGACCCGAGUUACACUGCCCUCCAUCGCAUAUAUUGCAAUGCAGAACAGAUUUUCCCUCACCUCAUCUCCUGUGUUUUCGUGUACAGACACAGUCACCGACUCGGAAAGGUUCUACAAUUCCAUUUUAGAUAUUUUUGAAGACCCGGAUGAGAAGCAAGAAGUGAAUGACCUUACUGUAUGGUGGAACAGGCAAAUUUUCCCUUCAUACUCGACCGCUCAGCAUCCCCUGGUAAAGAAUAGCGCGCUAGCGAGGAUCCGAGAGAAGCGAGCACGAACGAAAGAAGUGUCAGUGCCUGAUGGUGACGGUGGCAGUUUGUAG
Suillus fuscotomentosus is the source of this 993-nucleotide messenger RNA. RefSeq lists its product as uncharacterized. The coding region runs from base 1 to 993 and encodes 330 amino acids. The record is from RefSeq and is a predicted model, not a curated record. Lineage: Eukaryota; Fungi; Basidiomycota; Agaricomycetes; Boletales; Suillaceae. The transcript is spliced from 7 exons.